Messenger RNA from Candidula unifasciata, 793 nucleotides. The record is from the annotation of a GenBank genome assembly. NCBI's taxonomy places the organism in Eukaryota, Metazoa, Mollusca, Gastropoda, Stylommatophora, Geomitridae.
UCUGCACAGGCCAGCGGGAAAUCCAUCGCUGUUCGAGCGGUGGUCAGAUGGACAGUGGGUGGAGGAAGACUGUAACUGGCCUUUUUACACAGGCCUCGUGUGGAACCAGGACUCUUGUCGGUGUGUGUGGGGACCCAACCGUACCGUCGCUGUGCCUAAUGUUGAAGAAAGUAUUCCUGCUUCAUGCUUGCUAAUGCUAAAGCUGACGUUCGAUAAUGGACAUAUUAAAGACGAAGGCAGACAUAUAUGGUUAAAUAUUCGCAAUAAAGAAAACGCUGUCGUGGAAAAUGACCCCACAGCAGUUGGAGGGAAGAGCGGAUCAUUUAGAGGAUCAUCCAUUGCCAUCCCAUACUUCAAGAGCAAUGUGCUAGGAGAAGUGUUCCACAUAGGCUUUAUGUUCAAGCUGUGCCCGGGAGACCCUGACACUGACAUACCUCUGGUGCACAAUGACUGCAUUGAGAGCGGAGAUGACGGCCCAGGCAUUAUGAUAGUCUAUCAAGCAUGGAGAAAGCAGGUGGUCGUGUCAAUGAGAACUGUCAAUUCACCGGUGUUGGUUUCAGAGUACUGUACUGUUGGAAAAGCUCAGAAUGACUGGACGAAAAUUGACAUCCGCUACAGCAAUAACUUCCUGGAGGUGCGUGCCAACAAUCAAGUAUGCGUGGAGUCCAACAAGUAUUACGGUGUUAUAGCAACAAAUAACUGCCCAUUGACUCUCCUGGGCGAGGCUUUCUGUGGGAGUAUAGACGAGAUUGUCAUUACUCGAGGUUGCACAAGCGCACACGCCGUGUCUUGA